Molecule: messenger RNA, 561 nt
Organism: Ilyonectria robusta
Lineage: Eukaryota; Fungi; Ascomycota; Sordariomycetes; Hypocreales; Nectriaceae
Exons: 4
Coding region: 1-561 (186 amino acids)
Source: RefSeq, a predicted model, not a curated record
AUGCCAGGAGGAUGCCACAAGGAUCACGCCGAACCAAUUCUACGGGAAAUCCGGGGCCGGCACGAGGUGGACGGGGUAGAGAUGGGGGUCGGAUUGCUUGUUGAGGGAGGCCGUUUGGUAGGGGGUGUACCGGAAGGGACACAGACGAAGGCGGAGGCGGAGAGAGACAAGAGAUGGGGUAAAGGCAAGCUGUGCCACUUUGGACGAUGGAUGGAGGUGAGACCGACAGGCCGGCGGGACGGAACACAGCAAGCAAAAGGAUCAGCAGAAACCCGCAGGCGCACAGCCAAACAGAAGGACUCGGGAGCGAGACAGACGCCCCAAAGAGACACAAAAGAGGGGGCAAAGGCCGCAUCAUCGAACAGCCUGCGGUGGGAAGAGCCCUGCAGCCCUGCAAGCGCAGCCAUGUCCGGGGGGGAGGGAGAGGGAGAGGGAGAGGGACAAAGGAAGCGGAGAAAUGCAAAAAUGGCCUCGCCCCUGUUUCCCUGUUCUCCCCACUCUCAGCCAGCCGACAGCCCGCCAGCUCAUGACAUGCCGUACGUGUUAUUGCGUCCGGAAUAG